This is a messenger RNA of Polychytrium aggregatum, 1029 nucleotides long. RefSeq lists its product as uncharacterized. The transcript has 5 exons. NCBI's taxonomy places the organism in Eukaryota, Fungi, Chytridiomycota, Chytridiomycetes, Polychytriales. The record is from RefSeq and is a predicted model, not a curated record. Bases 1 to 1029 code for a protein of 342 amino acids.
AUGGACAUCCUGGUGUUUUUGAACAUCCAUCCGUUUACGCUCGUUCCGGCGCUUCAGUCGCCCCCGCAGCCCCUUCAAUCCGGCCCAGUCACCGUGCCAACCGACGAUCCAGACUUUCCAGCCAACCCAUCCAGCCCCGAUGGACACUCAUUCACCGAGGCAGAUGCAGACGCAGACGCAGACGUUUCCGGCAGCCUGUGCGAUCUCCGUUGCACCGAACCGACACCGCUUGUUCCCAGGCGGCUCUUUACCGGAACGGCUUCAUUCUCCACCGCAACCCGAGAGGAGAUGCGUUUUGGACCCAAGCUGUUGCGAGACCUCCAGGUUUCUGCUUUUGCAGGCUGCUGGAACGGUGACCACACGGUGCUGUUUCACUUCCAGGUGGCUCCUCUGGCGAUUGUGGCCGUCGAUCUGGCUAGCAUUGAAAGAGUUGUGAUCCCGCAUCCCGACGAUCCGCACCCUUCGCUGCAGUGGAUCUUUGGCCACGUUGUUCUCGAGUUUCGGCCGCAAUCUGCAGCAGCCCUUUCGACCCGCAGCCAAGCCUCGACCUUGAACAGAUUCACCCAUCAAGUGUUUGUGUGGAUCGACGAAGGGAGAACGUCAAAGGCGCCUCUGCCUAAGACUCAAAUGAUCCGGCAUCGGCUCUUUCGGACCACAAGCUCAUCCAGCCCCCAGGAACCGCACGAUAUACCGACCCGAGACGAAGCAGGCCAGGUCGACGCAUUUGAACGUUUUGGCAGAGCUCUCCGGGACACUGACUGGAAAUCUUCGGCCUCAAUCGAUCGACUGGCGAGCCGAAUCGAUCCUCUCACGAUCCGAUUCCGCGAGCAAGACCAGGACGCUCGUGCCAAGAAAAAAUUGCUACUCCGGUCCCGCAUGGACGAGUUCCUCAAGAGCUGGAAGCCACCGUCAGGAGCAACAUUGGCCAACCCAAGCCCGACAGACCUCGCUCAGUCACUCGACGGCCUGCUCUCUGAGAUGAACAGGCUCUACGACGAUGAAGUUACGGCAGCCCUUGAUCGGAUAUAG